AUGGCCGACUCAUCACCACCUAUCACCCCAACACCCAAACGCAAGCGUGGGGUUGAAACAGCCAUCACGCCCAUCAAAUUCACAUUUGACGUUAACCGAGCAAAGGAUGAAGACGGCAAUAGCCCGCGAUCUAACGUCGCCCACAAGUUCCGUGGCCUCGACCUUCAAGAAGAGAGUGGGGGCGGGGUAGACGCAGCAAGUGUCGAUGAGAACAAGGAUGACGCGGAUGCGCGCAAACGACAGCGAGGGGAUGAUGAGAUGGCAGAUGAAUCAGCAGAUGGAUCAGCAGAAGUCAGCUCAUGGGGGCCGACAUUACCAGAACCGGACAUCCCUCUUGCGCCGCCCGGGGCAGUCAGUCUUGACGUGCCUGACGGAAGCCUGCAGCGAGCGUACUCUCCCAUCAAUCGACUUUCAGAUUCACAAUCGAGGUCAAAUCCCCGGCAGAAAAGGACCGGGACCCCGCCUCCGAGCUUGCGCAAGAAGCUGGCGGCGAAGAAGGGUGAGGGUACCGGCGAUGAGGAUGAAAUGGAAAUCGUCGAACCCAUACGUGCGGCAUUGACGUGGCGGGAGGAUGAAAUCACAAUCUACGAUCCAGAGGACGUCGAUGAUGAUGGCACAGGGAUCAACGGCGUGGGCUUCAGGCCGACGCCAGCGCUGGCCCAGGCCCGAAUCCAGAAGCGCAGGCAGCAAAUGGCAGACUACCGCAAACGCGAGGAGAACGAAGCCAGAGCCCGGCGAAUGCAAAAGCGGAGAGAACAGGUCAAGGGCGAAGAGGAAGCAUCCAAGGAUAUCGCAAGAAGAGUGCAGUUCAUGGAGGAAAGCAAUCGGUCUUACGACAUGAUUCAACCCAGCUAA
Molecule: messenger RNA, 855 nt
Organism: Emericellopsis cladophorae
Lineage: Eukaryota; Fungi; Ascomycota; Sordariomycetes; Hypocreales; Bionectriaceae
Exons: 1
Coding region: 1-855 (284 amino acids)
Source: RefSeq, a predicted model, not a curated record